AUGAGUGCGCGUGCAGCUGCUUUGGGACUCGAUGAAGAUGUCAUCGAGUUGUUCAUGGAUGCCAAGGUGGACACUCUGUCCAAGUAUGCAUUCUGCUCGUCUUAUGUGCCAGGACAAUCCAACGAGACAGAAUUCCUUACAGCCAUUAAGGCAAUCAUGAAGAGGGACGCAUCCGUUGGGGAGCUCUCUUGUUUGCGCAGGCUGCUGCAUGAAGCCUAUUCCAUGAGUGCGGCAGAACUUAAACAGGUCGUGGAACGUACUGAGGAUAUGCCUGCUAAAAAGCUUGCGCAGCCUGAAAGGGCGCAUCGCCUUGAUACGCAACAACGGCGUUUGACAGGAUUCAAGAUCGAGGGCCCGCUGGAGCCCGCUGACCGUCUCAUCGACUUAGUGGUGCAGCAGUAUGAAGAAAACAGGGUGUAUCAUGUUGAUCUUCAUAAGUGCCCUUCGAAGGAGCAAGAGGUCCUGUCACAAAGCUCCAAGGAGGAUCGCAACAUAACGAUUGAUGCUAUGGGCAACGUCAGGGUAAAGGGGAAGGAUGCUAAGUUGGAGGCUGAUCUUGCUUCAGACCUCCUUCUCCGGAAUGCCUUCACCAGGCGUGCCCUGGCUUAUGAUCAGGCCAAUCUUGUUGACUUUGUCAAGUUGAACAGUUGGACUGAGCGCCUGUUGCAAUCGUUCGCCCCCUAUCGCACCGAUGGUCGUAAGGGCAAGAAGGGCAAAGGCAAAGGCACGGGGUCUUCCAGCGUUCGCAUGCCAGCUGCACUGGAGGGCGGAGAGACCACGUCUGGCACCCUUGAUUGCGCUGCUGAGGCUUCUGCAUGCCCUGAGCCUUCGCUUUCCUUGCAAAGUGAUCCGCAGGGGCGCGCCUUCUAUGCCGGUGGUUAUCGCAAAGGCGUCUGGAUUGAAGACAGUUUACAAUCUGAGGUGCGCGAGGCUGCCUUGCCCUCUCCCACGCCGAACCCUUCGCUGCCUGGGCGAGAGGUUCCUAUGUUCAUAGAGAUUUGUGCAGGCAGCGCCAUCCUGGCCAGCUGCCUCCGCGAGGUUGGAUGGGAUAUCAUCGCAAUAGAUAAUAAGCGCAAUCGCUUUCACCCCUUGGCUAAAAUAUGUGUCUUGGACUUGUCUCUUGACACAUCAUGGGAGUACCUUCGCUGGUUGUGCAACAAUUUCCCGUGCGGUGGGUGCAUGCUGCGCCUCCUUGCGGCACAAGUUCUCGCGCUCGCGAGCGACCAGGCAACCAUGAGCAUGCUGCUUAUGGGCGCAAACGACUCCCGCCUGGGGCCAUGCAUUUUGCAACUAGUGAAGAAGCCGUGUAUCCCAGGGAGAUGUGUCGUCAGAUUGUGCAACUUGUUUCCCGUGAACUUGGCAUCCCUCUUGUUGACCUUGCAACGGCGCCUUCACAAUCACACCUGUUCGCUGCGGCAGCUGGGCGCCAGGCUCGCGGCCACCGCCGCCCUACUGUGCUCUCUGAGUUUGAGUCCGUCUUUUCUCACGAGUGUCCACAGCUGCCGCCAGUUGACCUCAAGCGCCGAGAAGUUCCUUCGGGAGUCUGUGUCUGCUCCUCACCCUUUCUUCGAUGUUCUCCCGCUGUCGGACUCGUCUAAGAAAGUCCUCUUCGAGAUGCUAACAAAAGGGCCGGCAUGGGUUGCUAGCUUUAGAGCUGAAACUCUCAAGAGGUGGACCAAGAUGGCUGAUGACCUUAAGCUUCGUGAACUGGAACUGCACAAGUCCUUGGACCCCAAGAUCCGGGCGAUCCUGAAGGGCAAGCGCUUGCUGCUAUGGAGGAAGAUUGCUGAGGAGGUUAGGUGGCCGGACAUGACUUUGUUUGACCAAAUCGAGCAAGGGUUCGAACUGGUGGGUCACCGUCCAGCCUCCGGUAUCUUUCCCUUGGAGAUGAGGCCAGCGGAGCAGACUCCCGAGCAACUGAUGCGCCGGUCUGGCUUCCUUAAGUCUUCUCUCCUGCAAAAGGUGUCCAGCGCUCCUCGCAACGAUGAUGCCGAUGAACUUCGGAGGAUCACCAUGAAAGAGGUUGAGGCUGGUUCCUUGGAUGGCCCUCACCCGCCUGAGGUGAUGGAUGGAAGGUUCCCCGAAGGCUGGAUUCCCAUACGCCGGUUUGGCGUGUGGCAGAGCUCGGUCGACAAAACAAAGUUGAGACGCAUAGACGACUUUGCAGAGGCUGAGGUCAACUCGGCCUUUGCCUACGUGGACAAGCUUGACUUGAGGUCCAUUGACACUUUGGCUGCCAUGCUGAGGUGGUGGACCGUCUGCUGUGACGUGACUGAUCAGGUCAAGGUUUCCUUGAGCGACGGAACGUGUCUCGAGGGCUCCGUGCAUCACGCUUGGAAGGACCAGGGUGCUAGUGCUCCGUUGCUGUCAGCUAUGGAUCUUCGCAACGCCUAUAAGCCGGGUGGUGGGGUUGAGUGCUAUGAGUCUCAAGCCUUGCCUUUUGGCGCGACGGCUUCGGUUGUCGACUUCAACAGGUUCGCCCGCUUCUUGCACCACGUAGGUGAGUGUCUUCUCGUCCCUUGGGUCAACUACUUUGACGACUAUCCAGUCUGGACCCCGUCGGCAUUGGCCCGUUCUACUGACCUUACGCUCCGCGCCUUGGUCGAGCUGAUGGGUGUUGAUUGUGCUUGGGACAAGAUGCCGGCCUUCUCGCCUGUGUGCCCUAUGCUGGGGAUUGAGCUUGAUGUUUCGGACCUACGGGGCCAAGGCCUCUUGAUCCGCAACAAGCCUGGCCGU
Messenger RNA from Symbiodinium necroappetens, 2736 nucleotides. The record is from the annotation of a GenBank genome assembly. NCBI's taxonomy places the organism in Eukaryota, Dinophyceae, Suessiales, Symbiodiniaceae.